This is a messenger RNA of Solanum lycopersicum (tomato), 768 nucleotides long. Its product is annotated as NADH-ubiquinone oxidoreductase chain 1. Gene Ontology annotation, biological process: aerobic respiration. Gene Ontology annotation, molecular function: NADH dehydrogenase activity. Gene Ontology annotation, cellular component: membrane. NCBI's taxonomy places the organism in Eukaryota, Viridiplantae, Streptophyta, Magnoliopsida, Solanales, Solanaceae. The record is from RefSeq and is a predicted model, not a curated record.
AUGCAUAUGCUCUUUUCAAGGUUGAAGGAAGAAGUAAGUGAAUCUAUUGGACUUCUUUGUGGUAUGGCAGCAUUAGCAAAGAAAGAAGCUGCUCACUCUGCUUUACCGAGAAAGGGUGCAGUAGGAAAGGGCAUUCGCCUCCCCUUCAAUAGCCUUUUGCGCGGAUGCUUCACAUGCGCUUCCAGAGCUCAACGAGAUUCCAAUAGGCCUUUCUCCUGCAAAAAUAGCCCAAUUGCAUCGGGAGACUUAAGAGAAGGCUGCCUAGUGUGGCAGUCUCUUGCAAGAAAUCUAUGGGAGGGCAAAAGAAGUUGUUCUCCGUCAGGCAGCAGCGCUGGGCGAGAUCACGCUCGAGAAAUUCGUAGACGCUGUCAGAAAAAACUGUACAUAGCUAUUCCAGCUGAAAUACUUGGAAUAAUUCUACCACUUCUACUAGGAGUAGACUUUUUUGUGCUAACUGAAAGUAAAGUAAUGGAUUUUGUGCAACGUCGAAAGGGUUCUGAUUUAGUGGGAUCAUUUGGAUUGUUACAACCUCUAGAAUAUGGUUUGAAAUUCAUUCUAAAAGAACCUAUUUCACCAAGUAGUGCUAAUUUCUCCCUUUUUAUAAUGACUCCAGUGGCUACAUUUAUGUUAAGUCUGGUCGUUCGGUCCAUUGUACCUUUUGGUUAUGGUAUGGUAUUGUCAAAUCCGAGCAUAGGACUACUUUAUUUGUUUGCCAUAUCUUCGGUAGAUUUUUAUGGAAAUAUUAUAGCAGGUUGGUCUAGUAAUUAG